AUGGCAACCGGCCAGCAAAAUGGUUUCUACGCUGGUCAAUUCAUGAACCCUGGUCCUGCACCCCGUCCCCCUGUUGACAGACCUCGACAACUUGACCUCCAGCGCACUCAAUCCGCGCUCCCUGCAACUAGUUUUGAGUCCAUGUCACUCAGCGGUGGUCAACAAUCGCCUGCAAUCAAUACUCCCAGUGCCCCCUUCUUCUCUAAUGGCAGUUCGCUGUCGUUGGCGGGCACCAUCAAGUCCUCCAGCUCCACUACGAUCAUCAAGGAAGGCCAUGUUCGCUGCAAGGAGGACAAAUUUCUCGCCCAGUGGAAUCAGCGCUAUCUGAUCCUGCGCGAGUUCAGAUUGGACUUUAUGAAGAGUGAAAAUGGAAAAUUAAUGCAGUCCAUCCAGCUAAAUACUGUCACCGGUGUCACUCGCUCUGAGGAGACUCGCAUGGCCUUUGAGAUCACGCGCAUUGCCAAUCCCAAGGAUGCCAAUGGAAAGGUCGUUAUGGCUCGCGAUGUUCCCACUCGGGUCAUGACUUGUGAAGUCCGUAAUGACGAUGAAAUCUACGACUGGAUCGACAAGAUUUAUGAACGCUGUCCUGGAAUGGGAGGUGUCAGCAACCCCACCAAUUUCAGCCAUCGCAUCCACGUCGGUUUCGACCCUCAGACCGGUGGAUUUGUUGGUCUGCCCCAGGAAUGGGAAAAACUCCUCAACAAUUCUGCCAUUACAAAAGAUGAUUACAAGAAGAAUCCUCAAGCUGUUAUCGAAGUCCUUCAGUUUUACUCUGAUCAGAAGAAACGCGAGGAAAAUCCUGAAAUCUACUCUCACGGUAUGACCACUCCCCCCGCCGCCUCUCAAGCCAACAAGCAGCUCGGUUUCCCUUCCGGCGGCAAUAGUGUUGCCCCUCCACGACCCGCGCCUCCCACCGAUUCUCAACGCUAUAACACCAACCAGUUCAUGAACAAGUACCAGGAUGGGCCAGCUCGAACGAAUACUCCACCUGCUAAACCUCAAUUGCAAAGGUCACAGACAGAUAAAAGCGGCUAUGACAUGGAAGCUGAUGCUGCUCGAAUCAAGGAGAUUGCCAAUCAAGAACAGAAGCGCCGACAAAUGGAGAUGGAGAACAAAAGGGCAGCUGAGAGACAACGAGAGAAGGAGCGUGAGGAGGAGCAGAAUAGGAGGGAACUGGAAGCAUAUAAUGCAGCCCUACCAAAAACUCGUACCCCUCUAGCUCAACAGGAAAUUGGUGGCUAUGGCGGCAGCCCUGACCGCCAACAACAAGCCAGACAAGACCCUCGAUACAAUCCUGCCCGAGCUGCCCCUUCUGCUCCUCAACAAGGUGCGUCGGCAUCUCUCAGACAACAACCAGUCGCCCAACGGCCAGCUCCUUCUGCUCCAACAAGCAAUUCUCAAAAAUCCAUUCCCACUUCCUCUUCUGCCGGUCAGGCGUCUCUCCGUUCUCCUGGCAGCCAGGACCGAGAUCGACAACCCUCUCCUAAUGCACGAUAUCAACCAGACAGGGAAGCUCCUCCCAAAGAUUCUUCAUCCAAGCCCCAAGCCAAUGGCAUGAACGGUCAGUCGCUCAGUCGCUCACAGGGCUCAGUGCAGCAACCAAAGCCACUGAAUGUGGCUAAGCAACCCCAGGCCAAACCCGCCACCGAUCCACGCAAAGAAGCCGAGAUCGCGUUGACGGCCAAGAAACCUGUGGAAGAGCGAGCGAAGGAGGUGCGCAUGUCUAGCAUGAGCGAGAGCGAGGUGAUGGCCAAACUCAAGCAGGUUGUAUCCAAGGACAACCCGUUGGAGUCUUACAGCAAACAAAAGAAGAUUGGUCAGGGAGCAUCGGGUUCGGUCUAUGUUGCAAGAGUGAAAGAAAGUGCUACUUCAUCGAUCGCAAGAGAGAUUUACCGCACUCACGGGCCCAAAGGUCAAGUUGCCAUCAAACAGAUGGAUCUUCGUAAUCAGCCGCGCAAAGAACUAAUUGUCAACGAAAUCAUUGUCAUGAUGGACUCCAAGCACCCAAACAUUGUCAACUUUCUCGACUCAUUCCUGCAGGAGCAGAACAACGAGCUCUGGGUCGUGAUGGAGUUUAUGGAGGGUGGUGCUCUCACCGAUGUCAUCGACAAUAACCCAGUAAUCACUGAGGAUCAGAUCUCGACCAUCUGCUUUGAAACCUGCAAAGGCCUGGCUCAUUUGCACUCCCAAGACAUCAUUCAUCGUGACAUCAAGAGCGACAAUGUGUUGCUUGAUCGGGUUGGAAACGUCAAGAUUACUGAUUUUGGUUUCUCUGCCAAACUUACCGAGUCGAAGAGCAAGCGUGCAACCAUGGUCGGGACACCAUAUUGGAUGGCACCCGAAGUUGUCAAGCAGAAGGAAUACGGCCCGAAAGUCGACAUCUGGUCUCUCGGGAUUAUGGCGAUUGAAAUGAUAGAAUCAGAACCACCAUAUCUGAACGAGGAACCUUUGAAGGCUCUCUUCCUGAUUGCAACUAACGGAACGCCUCGCCUGAAGAAUCCUAACAAGCUCUCACGCGAAUUGAAAGCGUUCCUUAGUGUCUGUCUCUGUGUUGAUGUUAGAAGCAGAGCCAGUGCAGACGAGCUAUUGCGCAACGACUUUAUGCGGAUGGGUUGCAGCCUUGCAAGCUUAAGUGAACUACUCAAAUGGAGGGAAAAGGGUCGACAAUAA
Messenger RNA from Exophiala aquamarina CBS 119918, 2670 nucleotides. RefSeq names its product STE/STE20/PAKA protein kinase. NCBI's taxonomy places the organism in Eukaryota, Fungi, Ascomycota, Eurotiomycetes, Chaetothyriales, Herpotrichiellaceae. The record is from RefSeq and is a predicted model, not a curated record. The transcript has 3 exons. The coding region runs from base 1 to 2670 and encodes 889 amino acids. Gene Ontology annotation, biological process: protein phosphorylation; regulation of MAPK cascade; intracellular signal transduction. Gene Ontology annotation, cellular component: cytoplasm. Gene Ontology annotation, molecular function: protein serine/threonine kinase activity; ATP binding.